This is a messenger RNA of Phytophthora sojae, 1650 nucleotides long. RefSeq lists its product as hypothetical. The record is from RefSeq and is a predicted model, not a curated record. The transcript has 8 exons. Lineage: Eukaryota; Oomycota; Peronosporomycetes; Peronosporales; Peronosporaceae. The coding region runs from base 1 to 1650 and encodes 549 amino acids.
AUGAUCAUUGUGUUCCUCCUGUCAGCCGCCUGGACGUUCAUGCUCGCAGUGAUUCAAGUCCACGCAGACUCCAUGGCCAACACGAUCAUGAACACGACUGAGUUCGACAACGGAAACUUCUGGCUACUCCCCAAACCAGACGCGGCGAUAGUUGUUUCUUCGACUGUGAUUCUUGCACUGUUUGGGGUUGGCUACACUGGCCUGGUGGUGAUUAUGCUGUUCUGCUAUCGGGGCGGAAGCACGAACAAGGACAGCCACCAACCACCUGCUGCUGCUCCUUCCACUGCAGUUACCAUCACGCGUUUCACGUACCUGGAAAAAAGCUUCCCGCUCCCGAUCAUUUACACUUACUCGGUUCUGUUGCUCUGUAACUGGCUCAUGGUGAGCUAUCGAAACCAACGCUACGUUGCGGACCCAGCUUUGGUCAUUGCUCGGCUUUACUACACCUUCGACUUGUUUUUUGCAGUGUUCGCACCGCUCGUGGUGCUGUUCGACCGAGCUGCGUUUCUUACGAAAACAGAGACGAUCAGCGCGGGUACAUUCGACACUGUCGCCCGCCUCUUUGGGGAUCCAUCGCAGAUUUCAAGUUUCUGCAAAGCUUUCCACUACUUGCAAUUCUCUUCGCGCUCAACUUGCUAUCCGAAAUUUGAGAAGCAUUUCGUGCUCAAGGUCGUGCUCUCGCUAUUUUUCUUCCUCGCUGGAGUCGGCAACUUCGUGUACUCAAUUGGCGCCAUCGAGUCAACGAACGACUUGUGCAGCAGCUACAGCAAGUGCGUCGUGCGGAGCUACCACUGGAAUUACGGCGAAGAGCACUGCACGUGCCUUGUGUUUGCUGACCGGCAGACUGCACCUGCCACCUACGCAGAGUGGACGAAUCCUGAGGACACUAUUGGUGAUCUCGCGGCUAUGGCUAUGGCGGGACAACUGCGAAUCAUUCAGAUUAUCAACCAUGCUCUUCCAGAGCUACCGGAAGAGUUAAGGAGAUGCCACCACCUCGAACAGCUCAUUCUGGCCUACACAAAGACUGAAGGGGAUUUUACAAGCAGAAGACUCACAGCUAUCCCUGACGGCAUCUUCGACAACAUGCCGCAUUUGACCUUCCUGCGCCUAGGAGGUAUUCCAAACGUGACCAGCCUCCCGUCUCUCUCCGACCUGAAUAUUGUCAAUGCGCCGCUUAUCACGACGCUGCCGUCCCUGGCACCGCUUGUGAGCCUAACGUCGCUAGGAAUUCGACCCAAGAGUGGAAUUUGCUGCAACGGAUUCAUGUCGGGCACGUGCGACCUUACGCUGGCGCAGUGUUUGCCAGUAGCGAGCGAUAAGUUUACGAUGAGCUGCACCGAUGAGCGCAUUUCAGAUAAAGACAAGGCUGUUGUCGACUCGUUCGGGAGCUCCAUCUGCCCUAACAGCGCAGCCGUCGAUCGAGAGGCUACUGCUCCUAGCAAGUACACGACUGAUGAGCUCUGCGGUGGCGUGUUGUACAAGAACUGCACUCUCGACGGGGAACAGGGCAUCUGCUACAACACCCGCAUGAUGGUUGUUAAUUGCGAGACGACGUCCGGCUACGUAGCAAUGCGAAAGCUCCAGAUUGAACGAGGUGUUGGAGACCCAUGCGACCCAGACGUGGAGGCAUGGCUCGGAUGCGCAGCAUGA